Strongylus vulgaris is the source of this 477-nucleotide messenger RNA. The record is from the annotation of a GenBank genome assembly. Lineage: Eukaryota; Metazoa; Nematoda; Chromadorea; Rhabditida; Strongylidae.
AUGGAUAAGCUUGCCCUUUUUAAGGUGACAAGCAUUGACUGGACUGAUGUUUUCUCACGAAUUCGUAACGCAGCUGGAUAUCCCAAGCCUGGUUAUCUGACACAUGAAGCUGUACAAUGGUCUGAUAUUCAUAAAAAAUGGUUUUUCCUCCCCAGGAAGGCUUCGAAAACAAUUUACAGAGAGGAAGAGGAUCAGUGGAAGGGAUGCAACCUGCUAAUAACCAGUUGUGCUAAUCUUUGCUCGUUUAAUAUCACCGAAAUUGAAAUUAUUGGCUAUAGACAUCCUGAACGAGGCUACUCCUCAUUCGACUUUAUUCCCGACACAAACGAUGAACUAAUCGUAGCACUCAAGUCAGAGGAAGUGGAUGGCAGAAAAACCAAAAGCUUCAUCACCGUUUUUAGCAUCAACGGUACGGUACUUCUGAAAGAUAGUAGACUUGAAGACGAAUACAAAUUUGAAGGCAUUUACUUUGUUUAA